Strongylus vulgaris is the source of this 293-nucleotide messenger RNA. Lineage: Eukaryota; Metazoa; Nematoda; Chromadorea; Rhabditida; Strongylidae. The record is from the annotation of a GenBank genome assembly.
AUGAAUGAAAGAGAGAAGUUGAAAAAUAAAAUUUGGGAAAUGGAGUCAAAUCAUCAACGUGCUGAAGCAGAUUUUGCAGCAAUGCAAGAAAGCCAAGGUCAGUUUGUAGAGCUUCUCACUAAGAAGGUGGAGCAAUUGAAAAAGGAAAAGCUGGACUGGUUGAAUGAGAAAGACAGUUAUGAAGCACAAAUCAAGAAAUUCAAACAGGAAACAUGCACAGUGGCAGAAGAAGCAAACUACCAGACAUCAGUUUCACAGGCCCAAAUCGACGAGCUUACUUAUCGGGUAUGAAA